ACGUGCUCGCCUUGAUGAACGGCUGUCCCCAUUUUCUUCUCUCUCCCCACUUCUACUCCUUUGCCAUUAUCAAUUUCUCAACAAAAAAAAUCCUUCUUUGUCUUUUUCCCUUUUGUUUAGUCAAAUUCUUUUGUUACCAACAACUUAUAUUGGUCUCUUCAAUUGGGGGGCCUAUUUAUUUUCCCUCAUUUCUCUUUCAACAAACUCAUUUUUGUGUUAUAUAGCUUCAAUGUUGAAGUGGGUGUCGGUUUCUUUGCUCUACUAGGUGAAAAAAAGUAAAAAAUCUCAGGAUAAGAAUUGGUUACCAGUAACUCAAUGGAGACACUAAAUUCACCAGCUACAAUGACCUUUCCCAGAGAGCCUGCCAACUUUGAUGAGGUUUCUAUGCAUCAAAGCAUGCUCUUUUCCGAUAGUCUUAAGGAUUUGAAGAAUCUGAGGAAACAACUUUACUCAGCAGCUGAAUAUUUUGAAUUAUCUUAUUCUAAUGAUGAGCAAAAAGAUGUUGUGGUAGAUACGUUGAAAGAGUAUGCUAUUAAAGCACUUGUGAACACCGUGGAUCAUUUAGGCUCUGUGACAUAUAAGGUCAGUGAUCUCUUGGAUGAAAAAGUUGAUGAAGUUUCUGGAACAGAGCUGCGUAUCUCUUGCAUUGAGCAGAGACUAAAGACAUGCCAGGAGUACAUUGAUAAUGAGGGUCUGUCGCAGCAAUCAUUGGUUAUUCAUACUCCUAAGUAUCACAAGCGAUAUAUAUUACCAGUUGGCGAGACAGCGGAUGGUGGUAACCUUACCAAGUUACAGUACCAAGGGUGUAGUCUUGACGAUCAAGAUGAUUGGAAUCAAUUUAGAAAUGCUGUGCGAGCAACAAUUAGAGAGACUCCACCACCUGCAGCUGGGAAAGGAUUCUCCCCAUCACCUACUCCACGUCUUCUUCAGCAGUAUGGAAAAUUUUCGUUCUCCGGAACCACACCAAAAAAGGAAUUAGACAAGCGGACAGUUUCACCGCAUCGGUUUCCUCUUUUACGAACUGCAUCUCUUGCUAGUCGGACAACCACCCCCAAAAGUUCUAGGCCAACCACCCCAAAUAAGAGUCGGCCUACUACUCCAAACCCUUCUAAUGGGAGACGGUACGCUGCGGAGCCUCGUAAAUCAGCUUCAAUGCGACUUUAUGCUGACAAUAUAAACACCAAAGAUCCUGAGCAACAUUCCAGCAAAAGUAAACGUCUGCUUAAAUCUUUGCUCAGUCGACGCAAAUCAAAGAAAGAUGAAACGCUAUAUACAUACAUAGAUGAAUAUUAACAGGAACAAGUUCAAAGAAAAAUGUGACUAAAGGAGGGGUGGAUGUGGUGGCACUUGCAGCUGGAAACCAGGAACAUGAUCUUUUGCUUGUAUUGCAUUAGUGCUUCUCCAGUUGUUACACGGAAAAUCAGGGACAGGCUUUUUUAUUAGUGCACUGCUUACCUUUCCUCAAUUGUAUAUUAAAUUUUGGCAAUGUAUUGACAGUUUAUAAACACAAUUAUAAAGACUUGAUUAGUUGUCCUGGACAUCGUCUUGACAGAUCAUGAAGUAAUAUAGUGUCCGUUUGGACAAAAUUUGAGUUGAAAA
Messenger RNA from Solanum tuberosum (potato), 1599 nucleotides. Its product is annotated as protein ABIL3. The record is from RefSeq and is a predicted model, not a curated record. NCBI's taxonomy places the organism in Eukaryota, Viridiplantae, Streptophyta, Magnoliopsida, Solanales, Solanaceae. The transcript has 10 exons. Bases 316 to 1293 code for a protein of 325 amino acids.